AUGAAUCCUCCUCUGCUAGCACUCCUCAUCAUCCUUCCACUACCAUGUUGCCGCUGCAUAUUCGCGCAGCCGUCGGAAUUCCGCCUCCUGUCCUGCUACGACGACGCCGGGAACUACACCGCCGGCAGCACUUACCGGCGCAACCUUGACACCCUCUUGUCCUCGCUCGGCGCCGACUACCAAACCACCACGGGCUUCUACAACCUCUCCGUGGGCCUAGGCCCGGACCAGGUCAACGCCCUGGGCCUCUGCCGGGCCGACAUCACGCUCCAAGCCUGCCGCGACUGCAUCUCCGAGGCGACGACUCGGCUCGUAUUCGACUGCCCGGUCCAGAAGACGGCGUUCGGCCACUACGGCAACACCUGCCAGCUCCGGUACUCGAACCGGUCCAUCUACGGUUCGCUCGAGCCGGACCCGCCCAGCCUCUACUUGGGGAACUUCAACAACGCGUCCGACCCGGUUCGGUUCGGCGACGCCUUGCGCGCCUUGUUGGUCCGCCUCCGGGGCUCCGCGGCGGGAGGAAGUUCGGUGAGGAAAUUCGCGACGGGAACGGCGCGGCAGGGCUCGCUCACCAUCUACGGCCUCGUGCAGUGCUCUCCGGAUCUCUCGCGGCAGCUCUGCGAUGAAUGUAUCGCCGCGGCCGCCGGCCAGAUCGACGGGAGGAGAAUCGGAGGACAGAUCUGGCAACCUUGUUGUCGGGUGGGGUAUGAGACUCAUCCAUUUUACUCCGACGCGGAAUCGCCGCAGCCAGCUCCGGAAACUGGCCGAAGAAGUAAGAAUACGACAAAGAUCGCUGCUGUUGUGAUUCCGAUCGCCGGCGCCGCAGUGCUCGGCUUCAUUUUCAUCGUCUUCUUCUGCCGGAGAUCAUUGAAGAGGUCGAGAAUCCCCAUCCAGAGUCAACGAGACGCCACAGCAGCCGAUGAGAUCGGCAACGAGGGAUGCUUGCAAUUCGAUUUCGAAACGAUCAGAGCCGCCACGAACAGUUUCUCCCAGGAAAGCAAGCUCGGAGAAGGUGGAUUCGGCGUCGUCUACAAGGGAACGUUGUCAAAUGGACAAGAAGUAGCCGUGAAAAGGCUGAAAAAGGAUUCAGCACAAGGACAAAGAGAAUUUAAAAAUGAAGUCAAAUUGGUGGCCAAACUUGAGCAUCGAAAUCUAGUUCAACUCUUAGGCUUUUGCUUAAAAGGAAGAGAGAUGCUUCUCAUCUACGAGUUCAUCCCUAAUGCCAGCCUCGACCAUUUCCUCUUUGAUAUGGAUAAAAAGAAGGAUUUGAGCUGGGAGAGACGAUACAAAAUUAUUAUAGGUGUCACGCGAGGGAUGACUUAUCUUCAUGAGGAAUCUCGAUUGAAGAUCAUCCAUCGUGAUCUAAAAGCCAGCAACAUUUUGUUAGAUGCCGAGAUGGUUCCCAAGAUUUCAGAUUUUGGGAUGGCUAGAUUGUUUGAUACUGAUGAGACUCGGGCAAUUACUAACAGAAUUGUUGGGACUUACGGAUAUAUGGCUCCAGAAUAUGCAAUGCACGGGCAGUUUUCAGUGAAGUCUGAUGUGUUCAGUUUUGGGGUGCUCGUUUUAGAGAUUGUGAGCAGCAAGAAGAAUAAACAUAUCCAUGGCAACUCGAGCAUGAAAGACCUAUUAAGCUAUGCAUGGAUGAACUGGAGGAACGGAACUUACACCAACCUCGUAGAUCCGUCUCUCGGGAACAACUUUUCCGGCGCCGAGGUGGCGAGAUGCAUCCACAUUGGGCUGCUGUGCGUGCAGGAGAACGUCAACGACAGGCCGACCAUGGCCGCCGUCGCUCUGAUGCUGACGAGGCAGUCCAUCGCUUUGCCGUUGCCUUCCAAGCCGGCCUUCUUCGUCCACACCGGCACCGGAGAUCAGGGUUCUUCUUCUUCGCGAGAUUGUUACCGCAGAAGCACUUCGAGGGGUGGAUCUUCUCCUCCUGCUGAAGCUCUUCCACUUUCGAGAAAUGAGGUUUCUAUGUCCGAGCUCUAUCCUCGUUGA
This is a messenger RNA of Linum trigynum, 1995 nucleotides long. The record is from the annotation of a GenBank genome assembly. Lineage: Eukaryota; Viridiplantae; Streptophyta; Magnoliopsida; Malpighiales; Linaceae.